This is a messenger RNA of Radiomyces spectabilis, 710 nucleotides long. RefSeq names its product translation protein SH3-like domain-containing protein. The record is from RefSeq and is a predicted model, not a curated record. The transcript is spliced from 3 exons. Gene Ontology annotation, biological process: ribosomal large subunit biogenesis; cytoplasmic translation. Gene Ontology annotation, cellular component: ribosome; cytosolic large ribosomal subunit. Lineage: Eukaryota; Fungi; Mucoromycota; Mucoromycetes; Mucorales; Radiomycetaceae. Bases 25 to 414 code for a protein of 129 amino acids. Gene Ontology annotation, molecular function: structural constituent of ribosome; RNA binding.
UUUUCACUCCAUCAAAUUACAAGGAUGAAGUUCUCUGCCGAUGUCUCUUCUUCUCGCCGUAAGAGCAGAAAGGCUCACUUCUCUGCUCCUUCCAGCAUCCGUCGCAAGAUCAUGAGCGCUCCUUUGUCCAAGGAGCUCAAGGAGAAGCACAGCACUCGUUCCAUUCCUGUCCGCAAGGAUGACGAAGUCAUGAUUGUACGUGGUACCUACAAGGGCCGCGAAGGCAAGGUUGUCCAGGUCUACCGUAAGAAGUGGGUCAUCCACAUUGACCGUGUCACCCGCGAAAAGGUCAACGGUGCCACUGUUCCCAUUGGCAUUCAUCCUUCCAAGGUCGUUGUCACCAAGCUCAAGGUUGACAAGAGCCGUCAAGCUAUCCUCGACCGCAAGGCCAAGAAGGAAGCUAUGCAACAGUAAAUUUCGUACCAUUGUCAUUGAAUUGUUAAUCUAGAUCCGGCAGAAUAAAAAGGAUGUUAGAUCGAAUUCGGUUGGCUUGGCAUUGAGGGAUAGAAAUAUGGGAACGGGUGUUUUUGAAAGAAAAGUGUGUCACUUUGUUUUCGCGCUUGUCAUUACGUAAAAAUCAAUAGGGAUAUUGCAGUUUCAUGAUGUUACUGCUGGAAUAUAUACGAUAGGCAAUGGGAAAUAGUGGUGCUAUGUUCUCUUAACUAUUCGCUCUGCACUUGUUAUUGUAUCUAUCAUUUUAAAGACCUGGC